This is a messenger RNA of Plutella xylostella (diamondback moth), 4546 nucleotides long. Lineage: Eukaryota; Metazoa; Arthropoda; Insecta; Lepidoptera; Plutellidae. The record is from RefSeq and is a predicted model, not a curated record.
ACCAUAGACAUCGACGCAUGCGCGGUGCGGAAGGCGGCGGCCAUUAUUGAAUUUGUUGAUUUUGUUGAUAACGUUCCCGCUUACCUUUGCCGAUAUUUAUCUAAACAACAAUUCAGUGAUGCAGAAAAGUGUUUAACAAAGAUAACUCUCAAUUUCCACGAUGGAUGACGAAUACAAUGACUCCCAGGAUUCGGUAAAUGAUAAUAACCGCAACAACAGCGACGGCAACGAGAGUGGCGGUGACGGAUCCAAAGAAUUUCCCGACUACGAAGAAAACUUCGAUGAUGAAGACGGAGGAAAUAAUAGAAAUGGCAGAGGAAACCGCAACAAUUUCAGGGGUCGCGGCAGAGGCCCCCCUCCUGGUUGGAUGAAUGGUCCACCUCCGAUGCGGUUCCGAGGACGAGGGUACGGCCCAGGAGGUCCCCCAAUGAGGGGCCGAGGCUUCUUCAGAGGACGAGGAGGCCCCCGAGGGUUUGGACCUAACAAUGGCCCAAACUUUGAUGGUAACUGGGGUCCUAUGGGACCGCCUCCAGGCAUGAUGGGAGGUCCACCUCCAUUUGGUCCUCCGCCCGGUAUGAUGGGACCUGGUGGACCGAUGGGACCACCUCCUAAUAUGAUGGGACAGCCCCCGCCAUUUGGAGCACCCCCUGGGAUGCCUCCACCUAAUAUGCAAGCCCCAGAAAUCUGGGUGGAGACGAAGUCAGAAGACGGCAAGUCAUACUACUACCACUCGCGGACCCGUGAGACCACAUGGACGCGGCCGCAGGACUCACCCACUUGCAAAGUGAUCACACAAGCUGAGAUGGAGGCUAUGGCUACUACUGGCCAACUGCCAGGCAUGGGUGCCCAACAGACCAUGGGAGCACCUCAGGGAAUGGCCCAAACUAUGGGCGCGCCACCGCAAGGGAUGGGCGCGCCUCCACAAGGGAUGGGCGCUCCUCAAGGCAUGCCCAUGAACGGCCCGGGGGGUCCCAUGACCCACAUGCAGCCCCCAAUGGGCAUGGUGCCCCCGGGAGUGGGUCCCCCGACGAGCCAGGCGGGGCAGUUCAUGCAGCCGCCACCGUGGGCUGCUAAACCUGAUGGUGACAAAGAGAUCCCGAGCCUGUUUAGCAAGGAGGCGAUGCCGCCGUUCAUGCAGCCGCCGCCGUGGGCCAAUAUGGAUGGUCCCCCCGGCCAGAGCAAAGAGGGCGAGUCUCAAGACGCGGCCAGCCCCAGCGACAACGACGACGCGCCGCCUGGCGAGGCCCUGCCGCCGCCGCAGGCCACCCAGCCGCCGCCUAAUGGAUUCCCCGGCGCGCCCGCCGCUAUGCCCUGGUCGGGGUGGGGCGGCGCCGGCUGGCCGCCCCCGCUGUCGGGGCAGCCGCCGCCGCUGCUGCAGACGCCUCAGCAAGGCAACCAGCUGCAGCAAAACCCGCUCAUCCCACAAGCGGGUCAACCCCCACAACUAAUACCCACAUCACAACCCCUCGGCAUACCGACUUCGCAACCCCUAGGAGUGCCCACUUCGCAACCUAUGGGCAUACCGACGUCUCAACCUCUGGGCAAUAUGGGUAUGCCCCCGUCUCUGGGAAUAUCCGUGUCACAGCCGUUGGGUAUUCCGGGUACUCAGCCGUUGCUGAUGCCUGGGCAGACUCCGCAGAUGGGGAUGCCUCAUCCGAUGAACCCUAUGGGAGGAGAAAUGCCUCCGGGUGAAGAGCAGAGUGAUGAAAUGCGCAUCCCACCGGAACUGGCGGCGGCGGCAGCUGAAUGGACGACGCACCGCGCGCCCGACGGCCGAGACUACUACUACCACGCGCGGAGGCACGAGAGCGUGUGGGUGAAGCCACAACCACUGGUCGACUUAGAAGAGUUCCAGAAGCGAGCGGCCGAGAAGCAAGCCGAGAACAAGCAGCAACAGCAGGAGAGUGCUCCGGAGAAGAUGGAUGUGUCGGAACCUAAUAAAUCUGAAGUGGUAGACGUAGAAGCUCACGCCGAAGCCGCCGCGCAGGCGUCCCGCUCUCGCAUAGAGCGGCAACAGGCGGACGAGAGACAGAGACAGGAGAAGGAGAAACAGGAGAAAGAGGAGAAGGAGAAAGCGAAUAGCAAACCGAUGUGGAGCACGCACAUUGUGGGGACGCCUUGGCGAGUAGUAUGGACAGCGGAAGGGCGCGUCUUCUUCUUCAACCCGUCCAUCCCGAAGUCGGUGUGGGCGCGCCCCGCCGAGCUGGUGGGCCGCGAGGACGUGGACAAGACCAUCAGCCAGCCGCCCAAGGCCGUGCUCAAGCUGCAGCAAGCGAACAACACGGCGCCCCCGGCGGCGGCCAAGUCGCCGGCCAACGGGGACCUGAAGCGGACGGUCGAGUCCGACAGCGACGAGUCUGAAGAGGAGCCCGUGAAGAAGCAGCAGAAGGUGGAGGAAGUUAAAAAGGCCGCGGCCACAUCCACCACCUCGAUCGACGCCAACAAGGAAGCGGCCAUUGAAGCAGAGGUGCGAGCAGCCCGCGAGCGCGCCGUGGUGCCCCUAGAGCAGCGCAUGAAGACCUUCCGCCAGAUGCUGCUCGAGAACGAGGUGUCCGCCUUCUCCACGUGGAAGAAGGAGCUGCACAAGAUCGUGUUCGACAAGCGGUACCUGCUGCUCACGUCGGACCAGCGGAAGCAGGUGUUCAGUAAGUACGUGCGAGAGAGAGCGGAGGAGGAGCGCAAGGAGAAGAUGAACCGCAUCCAGCAGAAGAAGAACGCGUUUGUGGCGCUCAUGGAGGAGGCCAAGCUGCACUCCAAAUCGUCCUACCUGGACUUCUCUUCCAAAUACGGCAAAGACGACCGCUUCAAAGGCAUAGACAAGCCGAGGAACCGCGAGCAGUACUUCACGGAGUACCUCGCCGACCUCAAGAAGAAAGAGAAGGAGGAGCGAGAGAAGAAGAGAGAGCAGGUGAAACAAGACUUCGUAGCGUUGCUACGUGAGAAGGGUAUAGACCGCCACGCGCGCUGGCCCGACGUCAAGAAGCGGUUGGAAGGAGAUGCAAGAUAUAGGGCUGUCGAUAGCAGUUCCGUUAGGGAGGACUACUUCAGGGAUUACACGAGGGCGCUGAAGGAUGAGAGGAGGAAGGAUAAGGAUCGAGACCGCGACCGCAGCAGCAGCAAGAAAGAGAAGAAAGACAAAGAGCGCGAUAAGGACAGGGACAAGGACAAGGAGAGGGACAAGGACAAGGAUAGGAAGGAGAAGAAGAGCAAGCGGGACAAGGAGAAGGGCAGCGAUAACACAAAAUCAACAAACGACGAUGAACAACCAACUUCAACUACCGACGAAAAAGUGACAGAGACCAUAGACCUAUCUGACAGAGACGACGAGGCGAGCGUCACAGUAAUACCAGACGUAACGCCCAGCGAUAAGGAAGAUGAUGCAGUGGUGGUGGAAAGCACCAGCAAAAGUGCCAAGUCACCGGUGAAAAGUCCGGUUAAGUCGCCAAAGAGAAAGAGAGAUGCGUCUCCUAGGAGGAAGAGAGAGGAGAGAUCUGAGAGGAAAAGGGAUAGGGAUAGGAGAGGGGAGGAUAGAAAGAGAAAGGUUUCAGAGAAGGAUCUGGACACGUCAGCGGAUGCGGAGCCGGGCGCGGCCUCACCGGAACCGGAAGCAGAAGCGGAAGCGGAAGCGGACGGCGCGGAGAGCGACACGUCGGAGGCGCGCGCGAAGGCUGCGCGGGCGCAACAGUCGCUGAAGGAGCGGGAGAGAGAGGUGCAGAAGGCGCUGGCGACCAGUCUGAGGGACCGGGAUAAGGAACGCGAGUAUCAUAAGAGGGAUGAGGCGGUGCAGCACUUCAACGCGCUGCUGGCGGACCUGGUGCGCAACCCGGAGCUGAGCUGGCGCGAGGCGAAGAAGCAGCUGAAGAAGGACCACCGCUACUCACUGGCCGAGCUUCUGAGCAAGGAUGAUAAGGAGCGUCUAUUCACGACGCACACGCACGCCCUAGGCAACAAGCGACGCGACAAGUUCCGCGCCCUACUCACCGAGCUGAACGUGGCGCCCACCGCCUCCUGGCGGGAGACCAGAGCACUACUGAAGCACGAGCCACGGGCGCAGGCAUACCCUGACCCUGAUAAGAUGGAGCGAGAAUUCCGCGACUACCAGCGCGACCGGCAAACCGCAGCUAAAACAGCCUUAAGACAGUUACUGCUGGAGACUCGCGGCAUCACGCACAAGACGCUGCGCGCGGUGCAGGCGGCGGGGGGCGCGGGGGCGGCGCACAACCUGCUUAAACACGAUGCCAGAUACCUAGCCCUAGAGCACGUGCCCGAAGAGCGAGACGCCAUCAUCAUGUCGUACCUUGAGGAGCUGGACAAGAAGGGCCCCCCUCCCCCGCCCACCGCCAGCGAACCCAGCCGCCGCUCCAAGCAGUGACAUACGAGUGACACGCAGGUGGCCACAGACAAGAAGACGCCAAAAAAGCUUCAAAAUCACAGACCAAAUUGCGGCACCUUACGUGUAUAAUUUUAAAGUAAUCUGUAAGGAAUUCCUUUAGCUAUACUUAAUUUUAAUAAUGAAUAAACUAAGAGACCAUUGAUUAUUACCAUU